Messenger RNA from Equus caballus (horse), 5125 nucleotides. Lineage: Eukaryota; Metazoa; Chordata; Mammalia; Perissodactyla; Equidae. The record is from RefSeq and is a predicted model, not a curated record.
ACUGUGUAAAAUCGUCAGGACUUGUUGAUUACAUGCCAUAGGGAGUCAGGGAGAGGAAUGAGUCAAGGAUGACCCUCCCCAUCCCUCCCUCAUUCUGAAUGAGGCAGCUGGGUGGACAAUGGUGUCAUUCACUGAGGUAGUAAAUCCUGGUGUAAGAACACAGAAACCCAGAUCCCUCUCUUUGAGACCAGAAUAUUGGUUCCUGGCCUUACCAGUCAAAAGGAUAUUCCUAAGGAUGAAGGGUGUGGAAAACAUCUGGGGACAAUAAGAACCCCAGGUUUUACCACUGGUUUUGGCAGCCAGUGGUAGUCUAGGUGAGGAUUCAGAUGAGCUAAGAAAUCUCAUGUCCAGAUCAGGCUGGAUUUUCCUUUUUUGUCCUCUGGUAUGUUUGCCACUCGGAUUACAGUUUGCUGUGUUUCUGCAUUUGUGCAAGGUGGUAGCCUGGCUCCUGGGACGGUCUGGAUCAGGGUGAGGGUGGAGUGAGAUCAAGUCUCCAGCUCCAAGAGGCUUCCUGGGGCUAAGUGAAAAGCUGGCUCUUUUGAAACAGUCUAUGUUGCUAGUUAACAACAUAUCAAGCAUACCGUGGUGUCAAAUAAAGGGGAUUUGUAGGCACAAUGCUGUUGGUAGCUGAUCUCAAUCAUUCAAGGAAGCUAUUAAAUCUGUGAACGUUAGCAUUCUGCCAGGUAAUGAGAUCUAGUCCUUAGCGCCUCCCAGACACUGAUUCUUUACUGAUUUGGAUCAUCUCCCUCUCCUGGCUUCCUCCACCUUGCUUCACCUCCUUCCAUACUGUCCUUGAAAUCAAUGAAUGAUAAUUUAGUAUAUCACUAGCAAGUGUCUGAAUAAAAAGGGUUUGGUUUCCACUGCGCCUCCUGUUACAACAAAAACGUGUACUGCAUAAAUGUAAUUGGCUACAUUAAUGUGUGAGCCUUUUCUGCAAAGAGAUGGAUACAUUUCGGAACAAUCUGCAGAGAGUUUUGACUAUAUGGCAAUGCUUCUAAUUAGCUGUAGCUCUAAUACAAUCAGACUGAGGCAGAAGCUACUCAUUUAGAAUAUUGGUGGAUGACAACACUGGCUUGAACAAAGUGACCAGUCUCAAAUGGCUACUCACUCUCUGGGCUGCAGGUUGCUAGGGCUCUGGCUGUCGCUGUUUUCCCCGCUGAAAAGGGGCGGGGGAAGUUGGUGUGUUAAGGGAAAAAAAAAAAAGCCCUACAUGUAUGUUGUCUGCCUCUCUAUAGAGGUAACAACCCGUGGAAAGAAAUGCUGUUGAGCGGGAGGAAGGUGAAAAAAUAGGUGGGUUUUUUGUUUUUUGUAUGUGUAUGUUUUUUUUUUCCUCCAAUGCUGCGACGCAUUAACCCUGCUGCUAUUGGGAUGUUCUCUGCUCAGCCUAUUGGCUGAGCCCAGGAGCCGCUGCCUGCCAAUCGGGUGGUGGAAGGCAGACAAAUCUACCCCGCCACCAGCAAAAAACGGCGCGUAACCCUUGCGGCGCCGGCCCAGCCGCGCCAGAGCUGGCGCGGGGAAAGGGAGAUAGGUGUCUCCAGCUGCUGUGGCCAUUUGGGGUGGGUCGGCUUCUUCCGCUUCUCAGGACCGGGUAGAGAACUAGCAGGCGGCAGCAAUGCUCCGCAAGGUGAGAAGCUGGAUAGAAAUCUGCAGGGGGGCUACCCUUUUGUUCCUCUGUUGCCACCUGGGUUACGUUUUUGGGCAGAUCCGAUACCCGGUCCCAGAGGAGUCACAGGAAGGGACUUUUGUAGGGAAUGUCGCCCAAGAUUUCCUGCUGGAUACAGAGAGUCUGUCAGCUCGCAGGCUGCAGGUCGCUGGAGAGGUGAACCAAAGACACUUCCGUGUGGAUUUGGACAGCGGAGCCCUGCUCAUCAAGAAUCCAAUCGAUCGAGAGGCACUGUGUGGGCUCAGUGCCAGCUGCAUCGUGCCCCUGGAGUUUGUAACCGAAGGGCCUUUGGAAAUGUACCGAGCAGAGGUAGAAAUCGUGGAUGUGAAUGAUCACGCCCCCCGAUUUCCUCGGCAGCAGCUGGACUUGGAAAUUGGAGAGGCAGCUCCUCCAGGACAGCGUUUCCCCUUGGAAAAGGCUCAGGAUGCAGAUGUGGGGAGCAACUCCAUCAGCAGCUAUAGACUAAGCUCCAAUGAACACUUUGCACUGGAUGUCAAGAAGCGCAGCGACGGCAGCCUGGUCCCAGAGCUGCUCCUGGAGAAACCUUUGGAUCGGGAGAAGCAAUCAGACUACCGCCUGGUGCUGACUGCUGUGGAUGGAGGGAACCCCCCAAGAUCUGGCACCGCAGAACUCCGGGUAUCAGUGCUGGACGUGAACGACAACGCCCCAGCCUUCCAGCAAUCCAGCUACAGGAUAAGUGUGUUGGAGAGUGCACCGGCCGGCAUGCUGCUCAUCCAGCUCAAUGCCUCUGACCCGGACCUGGGUCCCAGUGGUAACGUCACUUUUUCUUUCAGUGGUCACACCCCUGAUCGUGUAAGAAACCUCUUUAGCCUGCACCCCACUACUGGAAAGCUUACCCUUCAGGGGCCCCUAGACUUUGAGAGUGAGAAUUAUUAUGAAUUUGAUGUUCGCGCUCGUGACGGGGGUUCUCCAGCCAUGGAGCAACAUUGCAGCCUUCGGGUGGAUCUCCUGGAUGUAAAUGACAAUGCCCCCCACAUCACGGUGACCUCAGAGCUUGGGACUCUCCCAGAGAGUGCAGAACCUGGCACUGUGGUGGCGCUCAUCAGUGUGCAGGACCCUGACUCAGGGUCAAAUGGAGAUGUGAGCCUCCGUAUUCCUGACCACCUGCCAUUUGCCCUCAAGUCUGCCUUCAGGAACCAGUUCUCCCUGGUGACUGCUGGGCCCUUGGACCGAGAGGCCAGAUCCAGCUAUGACAUCAUGGUCACUGCUUCUGAUGCUGGGAACCCUCCUCUGAGUACCCAGAGGACUAUUUUCCUCAAUAUUUCAGAUGUGAAUGAUAACCCACCUUCUUUCUUCCAGAGAUCACAUGAGGUGUUUGUUCCUGAGAACAAUCGCCCAGGGGACCUGCUUUGCUCCCUUGCAGCCUCUGAUCCAGACUCUGGCUUGAAUGCGCUUAUCUCCUACUCUCUCCUAGAGCCCAGAAAUCGAGAUGUGUCAGCUUCCUCCUUCAUCUCUCUGAACCCCCAGACAGGAGCUGUUCAUGCUACUCGAUCCUUUGACUAUGAACAAACACAGACACUGCAGUUUGAGGUGCAGGCCCGGGAUCGGGGCAACCCACCCCUUAGUAGCACUGUGACAGUUCGUCUAUUUGUGCUGGACCUCAAUGACAAUGCCCCAGCUGUGCUCCGUCCUAGGGCCCGGCCUGGUUCCUUAUGUCCCCAAGCACUGCCUCCAUCAGUUGGUGCUGGCCACCUAGUCACAAAGGUGACUGCUGUGGACUUGGAUUCAGGUUACAACGCUUGGGUUUCAUAUCAGCUCCUGGAGGCCCCAGAUCCCAGCCUGUUUGCAGUCUCUCGCUAUGCUGGGGAGGUACGGACGGCUGUUCCCAUCCCAGCUGAUCUCCCACCACAGAAGUUGGUCAUUGUGGUAAAGGAUAGUGGUAGCCCACCACUCUCUACCUCCGUUACUCUCCUAGUGUCCUUGGAGGAAGACACUCAUCCAGUUGUUCCUGAUCUUCGAGAAUCUUCAGCUCCAAGGGAAGGAGAAUCCCGCCUGACCCUCUACUUGGCUGUAUCACUAGUGGCAAUUUGCUUUGUCUCCUUUGGCUCAUUCGUGGCACUGCUCUCUAAGUGUCUGCGUGGGGCUGCCUGUGGAGUGACCUGCCUUCCUGCUGGCACCUGUGCCUGUCUCACCCGAUCUCGAAGGAGGGAGGGGCUUCCUCCUUCCAAUGGGAUCCUCCGAAUCCAGCUAGGGUCAGAUGAUCCUAUCAAGUUUGUUGAUGUGGGUGGCCACUCUCAUGGCUGUACACCCUUGGCUUCUGCACCCACUCGGAGCGAUAGCUUCAUGAUGGUGAAGUCACCCAGUGCACCUAUGGCAGGGGAGCCUGUUCGCCCAAGCUGCCCACCCUCUGAUCUUCUCUAUGGGCUAGAGGUGAGACCUUUACAGGCUCAGCCAAUGCCUGAGGGUUAUUCUGAUCCAGGCAUAUGGCUGGGCCAUGUCCCAGAGAGUACUAGCCUCUCUGUAAGAGCCUGUAGUGAUGUCACCAUUUUUGUGAGUGGUAACUAUGUGGUAGAUGCUGUGCUUUAGAAGUGUUUUGUGAAUUAACCAGGGAGUUGUCACAGAUUAGUACUUGGGGGUGGGUUAUGCCCUUAUCUGAGAGUAAGAAAUGAAAGUAAGUGAUCAAGAGCCAGAGUAUUGUGGAAGCAUGCUACCAGAAUGUGGGAGCAUACAAGGCUAUAGUGCAUAAGGGUAGGAUGCACCAGGCAGUCACCUAAACCCAGGUGACUCUUUCUCUACUCUUCCUGAAUGAGGGGGCCAGGUUCUGGACUACCUUAACUCUAAGUUACCAUUUCCCAAUGGAUUGAGGAGAGCUAGUGUCUUUGCCCCACAGUAUCAAGUACACCCUAGUCCAUUGUAAAGGGAACUCUGCUUGAAACACAGCAGAGAGCACAAAGAGGAAAGAGCCAAGGGAGUGGAGAGGCAUCAAAGUAGAAGCAGAGAUCUUUAGUCCAGGUCUUUCGGAGGCCCAAUCAAGUCCCCACUGUGGGAUUUGAGCUAGAUGCAGUCGAUUGAGGGCAGGGGAGUAUUACCUUUUUGGGAAAAAAACAGUAAGUGAAAUCACUUAAUGUCAGAAAACUGGUUUACAGCAUGCUGCUGUAAUUCAUAGAGACAGCCACUCUCGGAGUCUUUAAGUAGAGUUCUUCUGAAUUGGUGAAACCAUAAAUCCUAGAGGCCAUGCCUAGACUCUAGUCACUCUCCUGGUGACCUGAAUCAGUCCCAUAAAUGUUCCCCCUACCACAAACUGUGAUGGUCAUUCCAUAGCUGAAGUCUGGGAUCUCAGGAGAGCUGAGUCCUAUAGCCAUCAGCUGACAUGGAGGUUCCUCAAAGCACUGCUGGAGAGUCAGAGCAAGACUCUGCAGGGUCCUAACGAAAUUUUUCUCUCACCUUAGCAGCAUUUAGUAGGAUGACGGAGGGUGGGGGGAAGCGUGGGUUUUGCUUCUC